AAGCAAUCCUUAGUGAGGCCGUUCACGCAAAAGCCCAGCUGGGCCACUUGCACUGUGCCAGGCCCAGUACAGUAUACAUAUAUACAAGGGGGCUGUUGGAUUUUUAUGGGAAAUGGCCAAACGGCUGUCAUGGAUAGAAGGAGAAAGAAAUAGAGAAAGGAAGUGAAAUAAAAAGAGAGAAGAAAUAAGAGAGAAGGGACGCGGCAAAAGGGCGACAGAUGUCCUGGUGCAUGACGCAUGGGGCAUUUUGCCCUCCCAGAGAUAGUAGCCCUAGUACUGGCUGUGUGGGCAUACGAGCUGGCAGGAUCGAAACAAGGUUAUCGGACAGUUAGCAGUAAAUGUGGCCUUACAAUAAAAAUCGACUACAUUAAUGGUGCAUUCGUGUUCGACAUCAAGUAUGGAUUUUAUCAGAGAAUUUAUUUAACGCCCUCUACAAGGAUGAUCUUCCAUAUAUUAAUUGAAUAAUCCGUGUACCUGUUAUCGGUUGGCAGUAUUCAUUAAGUAGUGUCAACGACUAUUUCUUUCUUUUAAAUGUGACUCAUUUACGUAUGGGUGAUAAUAUUUAAAUGUGAUUUAAUCUUAUUUCUAAUCCUUAUCUAUACGUCGUUACGUGGGAACUGCCAUAUUAUUUAUUAUAACCACACAAGAAUUUCUAUUGGGCUGGAAAACGUGAUGACACCUCAUUCCGCUACGACUCAAGCAUUAAAGCUCGCUCGUCCAUAUAUAUACAUAUACUAGAUGUAUACAAAGAUAGCCGAGUAGGAAGAUCAAUUAAGAUCGAAAGAUUCGUUACUGAGGAUACUUUGAGACGCGAUGUACGACAUCUCCAAGAGUCAACGUAGAACAUACCGGGAUCAGGAUCCACCACGGAUUCGUGAUAGGAGCACUGAGAAUCUUUUGAAGGAGGAUUUUGUGAGCUCCAAGUCAACGCCAAAUUCUCCUACCGCUCUACAGAGGGCUUCAAGCCUGGAGAAGUGCUUCAGCGACCCGGACUUCUUCAAGAAGCAGAACCAGCUGAAAAGAGACGAGUCGUCGUGCCAGGCAGAAGUAGCGACUGGUCCCAGCAGCAGGGAGGACUCGACCAGUUCUAGCUGGGAGAAUAACGCGAGCAGUGAACUCUCUGGUGAAAACGCUUGUGUCAGCAAGAACAGUGAGGUCGUCUCGAAGGAGUUCCUCGGAAAAGUGUCUUCGUCGAGCAGAAUCCCGAGGGAGGUGGUCACUAACGGCGUGAAGAACGACUUGGACAGCUGCAACGGUUUGUCAAACGGAAAGGAGAUGGCCCCUGUUCUGGGAGGUCCGCCACCACCGCCACCAGCUCCUCACAUGGGGCCAGAUGGUUUGAUACUACCUAGAAAACCGUACAAUCCUUAUAUGGUAUCUGGGAAGCACAAAGAUCUCCAUAGGGAGUUACUCUUCAAUCAGAAAGUGGGAAAGAACGUACUGAAUCAGAAGAGCGAGCUGCAGCGCGCCCUGGACAGGCACCGGGAGGCGGUUUCGAGGAAAGAGGCUGAGAAACACCGGGAAGAGUAUUAUAAGAACGAUCCAAGAACGGCGUUACAGAGAGCGAUAGAGCAAAGAGCAAAGCAUAUUCAGCUAACGGAAGAAUCGCAGCAUACGGAAGCGCCAAAUCCUCUGGUUACGGCCAGAGCGAAAUUAAGGACUCGCGUGGAUUCUCAGUAAAGGAUGAAAGCCUUGACAAAGAAAAUUUUAUAUCCUUGUAUCUGAAUGAUGAUGACGAUGAUGAUAAGGGAGAAAAAACAGUAACUAUCCAAUCGCGAGGUUGUCGAUGAUUGUUGAUUGAUGCUUUCAUGUUCUCAUGUUUUUACCUCUAAUGAUCCAGGACUCUGUGUAUAUAAAUAUAAGACUAUAGACCUGCGUGAUUAUUAUUAAGGCACCACCUUUUUCUCUGGAGGAACUCGAUGAAGAAUUUGAGUCAUUUUAUUUUUAUUUUUUCUCCUUGUCGAUGUUUGGCUAUCAUCAUUCGCUAAUUUUCACUGCUUAGAGAUUCCAGAUUUUUUAUCAAUAGAUUAGGAUAUUCAUGUCGGCCAUUUCGUUGGAUUGAACUCAAAAUAUAUUUCUCUCUCUUUCAUCGAUUGGUAUUUUGUCCAGUUAAUGAUUAGCCGUGCCUGUGAUUAGGCAGAUGUAACGAGUGAUGCAAAGCGCGUUCGAGCUAUUUUUUUAAAAUAAGAAUUCACAAUCACACAAUCGUCAGUGCCCUAUUUAACUAUAUUUGUGAAAUCCGGGACCACGUGAAAUGUACCUAAAUAUUUGUCAUUGAGAUUAACAGUUCUAGAAGUGAAAAUGUCCGCCUUCGUUAUUAUGUGAACUCUUCCAUUGUCAGAAUCAUGUUUGUACUAUAUUAAUUUAAUAAUAUGCUAGCUUUAAAUACCUAAUGUUAUUGCACCCUAACCCUGUAAUUAGUGGAUUCAUAAAUUUCUGCAUAUGGAAAGCUUUAAAAAAAAGCUGCAUAUAUAAUGAAAAUAAAGAUCUUAUGAAAUCCUUA
Cephus cinctus (wheat stem sawfly) is the source of this 2503-nucleotide messenger RNA. RefSeq lists its product as uncharacterized. The transcript has 7 exons. Bases 814 to 1680 code for a protein of 288 amino acids. The record is from RefSeq and is a predicted model, not a curated record. NCBI's taxonomy places the organism in Eukaryota, Metazoa, Arthropoda, Insecta, Hymenoptera, Cephidae.